Closterium sp. NIES-67 is the source of this 3880-nucleotide messenger RNA. Lineage: Eukaryota; Viridiplantae; Streptophyta; Zygnematophyceae; Desmidiales; Closteriaceae. The record is from the annotation of a GenBank genome assembly.
AAGGGGCUAGCGAGUGUCACAACAGUUCUGUACUCCAUCGUUUUCCCUCGCAGUACUCCGCGCUCUCACUUGCUUUGCGCCAUUUGCUUUGCUUUGCGCCGUGGCAGUUCAAUCCGCGCAGUGAAGCGCAUGGGGCGCGGGGAAGCGGCGGACGGCGGCUUGCGCCGGCAGCAGCAGGAGCGCGCGAUCGCCGACGCCAUGGGGACGGGGGAGCUGCGCGCCGCUGUGGUCGACGUGGCGCGCGCGCUUCUCGCGGCGGACGCCAACGACCCGGCCGCGGCGGAGCGCGCGCAGCAGCGGCGGGUGGCGGCGGACAUGGCGCGCGCAAUCAUGGCGGCGGAGAGGGCGGCCGCGCGCGUGAGCGAGGGGGAGCGCGCGGAGCGGGCGUACCGCAGCCUGUGGUUCGACUUCCCUGCAGUGGAUGGGCGCGAUCUAGCCGCGCUCGCCGCGGCUCUCAGAAAGCAAGUGGAGCAAAUUCCAUCUGCCAACAGCACCGCCACCAACACCGCCACCAACAGCACCACCAACAGCACCACCAACAGCAGCAGCAGCGCCGAUCCUUGGUUCCCCAUCACGCACCGCUUCCUCUCUGGCCUCGCAUACAUUGCUGCGUCCGCUCAGAAAGCGCAGGCGGGCAGAUGGGGCAGCGAAGCAGCUCCUGCAGAUUCAGCCGAGGUAGCAGGAGGGAGCGGGAGGGGGGGAGCAGAGGGAGCGGCAGGGAUGGCGGCCGGGGAGGAGUCAGUAGGUGCAGGGGAGGGAGGAGGCGGUGGGGGCGCGGUGGAUGAGGAGCAGGGAAGAGCAGGCAGCAGUCAGCUUGGGGACGCAGCUGCUCACAUUGCUGCAUCUCUCCUGGUAAAGCUGCCUGCAAACUGUUUCAAACUGCCCGGGGACGCAGGAGUAAAGGCGUUCUCAGCUGCCCUCUCCUCCUUGCACCUCGAACCUCCGGAGCUUCUCGCCCCUCCUGCCGAACCUCCUGCCGAACCUCAGUCAAAGGAGACUAGAGCUUCAGAUGGCGAGGCUGUCAAGGAAGGUUUGGGCGUGCCGGAGGCGAGUGGCAGCAGCAGUGACAACGCUGUGGCCGCUGCUGCAGCUGGUGCUGGGGGAGGUGAAGAUGAUGGUGGUGGUGGCGAUGGUGAUGUUGUGGGUGACGCACAUAAGCAUGCAGAAUCGGAUGAGGCGUCAGACGCAUCGGACUGGCUGCCCCUUGAGGACGAGACUCUCCCAUCUCUCCCCGCUCUAGACCACCACCACCAUCACACCCAUCAUCACCAGCAUCAUCUGCAUCAUCAUCAUCAGCAGCAGCAGCAGCAGCGUUUAGAGGGCCCCUCUGAUUGGUCAGCUGUGCUCGCCAAGUGGGCAGCGUUGCUCGGCAGCUUGCAGGGCGCUCUCCCCGGGAGCGCUGACUCAGCGUGGGGGCAGGCAGGGCUGGUUGAUGAUGUGGCGAUGCUGGCUGUGCUGAUCGGCGGACAGCCAACCAGAGAGGGACACACGGAGGGUGCAGUAACCCGUACAAAAAGCAAUGGGGAUGGGGAUGGGGAUGUGGAAGGGGAUGUGGAAGGGGAUGUGGAAGGGGGGAGGGCAUGUGGAGCAGGGGUAGGACACAACGCAGUGGAUGGCGAGGGUUUUUAUCCGGUCCUGCUGGCCCACUAUCUGGACCUUCUUUCCCCUCGACUGCUGUGGCUCUGCUCCUCCCCCCCCUCCUCCAACCCUGCUGGCAGUGGUGCUACUGGCACCACUGCCCCAGGCAUCAGUAGCAUUCACAGCAGCACUGCCAGCAGUGGCAGCAACGUGAUAUCGCAGACAUUGGAAGCCAUUCAGGCAGCUGCCUCCUCCCCUCACCUAUCCCUCCCUCACUCGCUCUCCUCCCGCCCUCCGCCCUCCCCCACUUCCCCUCCUCUCAAGACCCCUCCCCCCGCCCUCACUGCUACUGCCACCUCCGUCGCCCUCCUCUCUUCCCUCAUCGCCCACCUCCCUACCUCCCCCUCUCCCCUCCCACAUGCACCUAGGGGGAAGGAAUCGCGUAGCGAAGGGGGAGGAGGAGGGCCAGGCUCGGCAGGGGGCUUGGACGAGAAGCUGGUUCGGCGAAAGGUUUGGAUGGCUGUAAACGCGUUUGGCCCUGGUUUGGGAGAUCUGGUGCAGUGGGCAUCGACCAUCCAUCCAGCACCAACAAGUGUCACUGUAGCAACUGCCCCUGGCCACGUGUCAGGCCACCUGCAGCGCGUGCUGCUGUUCUGGAUCCAAGCUGCCGCCUCAUCCGCCCCUUCCCCUGCUGUUGCGCGCAGUAUCGGUGACUUGGCAAUCAAGUCUGGCCUGUGUCGAGCCCUGGUGGCAGCUCACUCCUCGCUCUCACCGCCCAAGCCAAGCACUCCUGUCGCUCCACCAGCCACGGACAGACAUGCAGAAUCACCACUCGCGCCCCAAUUUCCACCUGCGUGGCAGUGGAUUGACACGGUUCUGCUCUUCCUCACUGCUUCAUCUCCAGACGUUCGAACCUUUGUCUCCAAAGCACUGCCCUCCCGAGCCUCUUUUCCAUUCCUGAUUCCGAACCAACCAGGCUCUGCCGAGCCUGGAGGCCCGGGUCCGGCGUGGCUUGGCUCGGUUGCCGAAGCACACUGGGUGUGGCCGCUGCUGCUGGAUCCGGACCGGACCCGAGCCGAGCAGCCCUUGGCGUGGCUGCUAGAUUCCUUGGCAGUGACCAUGGGGAGUGUGCUUAUAGCAAAGGGAGAUGGUGACGCAGACACAAGGGAGUGCAAGCAUGGCAUUGGCUUUACCCUGGACGUCGCCACCUCAGUAUCUCGCACACUCACACUCCUCCUCCGCGUCCUCCACGUCAGCAGCCACCUGUCACCACCAAGAAGCGCCACGGCAUCCCCCCCUAUAGUCCCAAAAGGCGGCCAGCUGGCAUCUUGUGUAUCCCAGUGCGUGACUGUAAUGAGGGAAGCUGCGAGGAAGUUGGCGGGGGAGGUGGAGCAGAGGAGGGUGGAGGAGGAGAGGGCACGGGCGGCAGCAGCAGCAGCAGCAGCGAAUGACGAGCCUCAGCUGAGUGACAUACUGCUAUCGGACGCCAUGGCUGCCGCUGCUGGGAAUGGUGCUGCUGCUGCUGCUGCUGCUGCUGCUGCUGCAGCUGCGGCUGCGGCUGCUGCUGCGAAUGCUGGUGGGGAUGGUGAGGGGGAGGGGAGCGGAGGAAGGCAGAAUGGGGGCAGUGGUAUGGGGGAGGUGGCAGGGGGCAAGCUAGGGGAGUUGGUGCCGCGGUUGCUGGACCUGGUGAAGGCGCUGCAGGCGGAGGUGGGUGCUGGGGGUGCGGCGAGUUCAGCCAGGGGGAAAUGUGACUGAGUGCGUCUGGUUGAUUGACUGGACGGAAGUGGCCGGGGGGAAGCUGGGGGAGUUGGUGCCGCACUUGCUGGACCUGGUGAAGGCGGCGCAGGCAGAGGUUGGGGGUGGAGCAGUGGCAGGCACUGCGAGGGGCAAGUGCAACUGACGGCCACUCUGCUCGAGCGGCGUGUGUGUGCGCCUUGGAGUGUCAGAUGCAAGCAUGGUGGGAUCGGUACGGAUGGAGCAAGUGUGGUUGAAGCUGAUGGAGUAGGGAAGAAUGGGGAGCGUGAUGAAGAGUGGGAGGGUUAGCUCGUCUUGCUAGAGAUACAAGAGUGGGGUGGGGGGUUGGGGAGAGCGCCCCCUUGGGGCAAGUGCCCUCUCUAUGUGAUGAUGGGUCACCCAUUCUAGCCUGCAAAUUGCUUUCAGGCAUUUGCAGCAGCACUGCUGGUCCAGGCUAGUCCUGCUAGUCCUGGCAUCGGUACAAGCCAGGACUGGCAGCGCUGCUGCGAAUCUGCUGCAUACCAGACAGGGUAACGGAGGAGACAUGUUUGGAUGGAUGCCAAGGGAA